CAUUCAAAUAUCAGUUUCUCUUUCUCUCUUUCUCUCUGGGAUGUGGUGAACGGUCAUACAUCGGUUCCUUAAGCUACCAUGAAUGCUAGAGCUCUCCUUCACUCUUUCUCUCCCCAUUUUCGGCCCCGCGGCUCCCCGCCUGAUUUGUCCGUCUCAAAGGAGAGUUUCGGUUUUAGCCUUCCUGGGUUGAAGCGCAGAGAACCACUUCAUUUUCGGGUUCGCCUUCAAUCUGAAGAAGGCUGCGGUUUUUUCCACGUUUCAGUUCGGAAUUCUGGUCGGGGCGGUAAAGUAUAUGCAGACGUUAAGUCAGAGCCAUACGAUAUAUCGAAGUCGGUGCCAGAAUCCGUGAAGUUCCAGGACUCGUUGAACGAUGUCGUUUUGCCCGAGGGUGAUUUAGAGAGUUCUGCGCCUUGGUGGGAAGAAUUCCCGAAACGAUGGGUUAUAGUGAUCUUGUGUUUCUCCGCCUUUCUUCUCUGCAAUAUGGAUAGAGUAAACAUGAGCAUUGCCAUACUUCCCCUGUCAGCGGAGUUCAAUUGGAGCCCAGCCACAGUUGGUUUAAUACAAUCUUCAUUUUUCUGGGGAUACCUCCUCACCCAGAUUGCCGGUGGCAUAUGGGCUGACACAGUGGGUGGGAAGCUGGUUUUGGGAUUUGGCGUAGUUUGGUGGUCAGUUGCUACAGCUCUGACUCCUGUUGCCGCUAAAGUUGGGUUGCCUUUCCUACUUGUUGUUCGUGCUUUCAUGGGCAUUGGUGAGGGUGUUGCCAUGCCUGCAAUGAAUAAUAUUCUGGCCAAAUGGGUUCCUGUAUCUGAGAGGAGUAGAUCAUUAGCACUGGUGUAUAGUGGCAUGUAUCUUGGAUCAGUCACUGGCCUGGCUUUCUCUCCGUUCUUAAUACAUCAAUUUGGAUGGCCAUCGGUCUUCUACUCCUUUGGUUCUCUAGGGACAGUUUGGUUUGCUGUAUGGCUAAAUAAGGCCUACAGUUCACCUCUUGACGAUCCCCUGCUCCGGCCAGAAGAAAAACAGCUGAUUGUUGCAAACAGUCUUUCCAGGGAACCUGUCAAAACAAUACCAUGGGGAUUAAUCUUGUCGAAACCACCUGUAUGGGCCCUAAUAGCGUCUCACUUCUGUCACAAUUGGGGUACAUUUAUUCUUCUAACAUGGAUGCCAACAUAUUAUAACCAAGUCUUGAAGUUCAAUCUUACGGAAUCUGGGCUUUUGUGUGUUUUGCCCUGGCUUACAAUGGCUUUUUCUGCAAAUCUUGGAGGGUGGAUUGCUGAUACACUUGUUAGCAAAGGUUUAUCUGUGACAACAGUUCGCAAGAUCAUGCAAACAAUUGGGUUUCUUGGCCCUGCAUUUUUCCUAACUCAGUUGAGCCAUGUUAAUUCUCCUGCAAUGGCUGUGCUGUGCAUGGCAUGUAGUCAGGGUACUGACGCAUUUUCACAGUCUGGUCUAUAUUCAAAUCAUCAAGAUAUUGCACCUAGAUAUUCUGGAGUGUUGCUUGGUUUAUCCAAUACUGCUGGAGUACUAGCAGGGGUUUUUGGAACAGCAGCUACUGGUUACAUCUUGCAACAUGGUUCUUGGGAUGAUGUUUUCAAGGUUUCAGUUGGGCUGUACUUGGUUGGAACCGUUGUCUGGAACCUCUUUUCGACUGGUGAGAAAAUAUUGGAUUAACUUUUGUGUAGGUUGAUCUUUAGUACACAGCGCAGCCUUCCCAUUCACGAGCCUAUAUAUAGAGAAGAGUUGGAAUGAUUGAUUGGAAAGGAAAUGAAAAUUAACGAGAUAAACCUGAGGGAUAAUCCCAUUUCAAAAUUCUUGGACUUGGCAAAUUUUCUAAAUGCCAUCGAAGAGCUCGAAUAUUGAUCGAAUUCCAUUGAUGCCAGUGCCCCAAGUCCAUAGCGAAUGGUUGCGUUCAUACUAAUGAAGGAAGAAUAUAUUUGUAAAGCAUCUCCGGCUCUUCGCCAGAGCUUGUAAAUGUUGUAAUCAAUACUAAAGAAAAUCAAUAUUAUUGCUUUGCAUUUUUCCUU
Messenger RNA from Hevea brasiliensis (rubber tree), 2021 nucleotides. RefSeq names its product probable anion transporter 1, chloroplastic. Gene Ontology annotation, biological process: transmembrane transport. Gene Ontology annotation, molecular function: transmembrane transporter activity. The record is from RefSeq and is a predicted model, not a curated record. NCBI's taxonomy places the organism in Eukaryota, Viridiplantae, Streptophyta, Magnoliopsida, Malpighiales, Euphorbiaceae. The transcript has 10 exons. Bases 79 to 1668 code for a protein of 529 amino acids.